Molecule: messenger RNA, 2952 nt
Organism: Gregarina niphandrodes
Lineage: Eukaryota; Apicomplexa; Conoidasida; Eugregarinorida; Gregarinidae
Product: lectin C-type domain protein
Exons: 1
Coding region: 1-2952 (983 amino acids)
Source: RefSeq, a predicted model, not a curated record
AUGUCUUGGGUCAAGUGGUUAUUUGUUCCAUUCGUUUUAGGUCAAUGCCCUGCUGGUUGGGUGAAGAACGGGGACGAGAAUCGAUGUUAUGCUAUCUUUCGUUUCCGAGAUGUUCGUGUGGGUGCGGCGGCUUCGAAUGAGGAUGCGGAUCCGGAGCGUGGUACGUGGAGUGAGGCUGAGGAUCUGUGCAUGCAGAUGAGUACGUCGUUGGUAACGUUCCAUGACGCCCAAGAUGAGCCAUUAGUUCGAUCGAAAUUAAACUUUCUCACGAACGACAGUGGACGCCUUGGUCCAUGUUGGAUCGGGUUGAGAAAGCUACCCCAGUCUGAGUGGUUCUGGAUGGAUGACCGAGAAUACGAAAUGGAGAACCUGAGGCAGAAAAAACGUGCUUCGGUCGUGGACAAGUGCGGCGCGAUCGGCCCCAGUGGCCUCCAAGAUCGCGUCUGCAACAACUCAAAAUUAAAGUGCUUCAUCUGCAGUACUCACUGGAGCCUGGCAGACCCCUCCUUCGCCGUCGCCAUGGCCCGGCACGACUGGCGCAGUCUCGGCCUCGACCCGGCACCCAACGACCCUGUGUUCAAGAAACCAAAUAACGCGGCGACCUGGAGAGACAAACCCACCGAAGAGCCUCCAGGCCACGCCCCAUCUGCGGGAUACGCCCCAUCUGCGGGACAUGCCCCAUCUCCGGGACAUGCCCCAUCUGCGGGACAUGCCCCAUCUGCGGGACAUACCCCAUCUGCGGGACAUGCCCCAUCUGCGGGACAUGCCCCAUCUGCGGGACAUGCAUCCCUCCCCCCGGGCCACGAUUCCAGCCAAGCGUUCCCCAUUGUGGCCGGCAUGCCUGGCGUAAGUGUAGCGCCUGGUCAGGGAGCAGGAGACCCGGCUGAGGGCGGUAGUUACUACGCCGCCGCAGGUCUUAACGCCGGCGUCUCAGCUGGCGUCGCGGCGGGUGCGGGUAAAGGCGAAGGCCCGGCGUCUACACUUGUCCCUCCGGCAGCCAAGGUGCACACCAAAGUCUACACUGAAAAACGAAUCGCGGGACGCCAUCCUGAAGGCGAUUCUCUCACGGCCCUGGUGGCACCGGCCCUGGUGGAGGCUGCGGCCCGACCACCAGGUACCGCACCUCUCCCCGGUAACGACACUGCCGCCAUGGCCCUCGCGCAUCACGCGCCCGAUCGUCUUCAGAACUUUGCACACGCGCGCGGCCGCGACCUCUGGGAAGAAGACGCCGAUGUCGCACUCGGCCGGGGACUCAUGCGCAGGGUCGACGACGAACUCGUCCAAGUCUACAAGCAGAACGCCGAUAACUACCUCCUCGGCGAACAACUCCAACCCGCACCUACAGAAACGGCAGUAGCGGCUGACUUAGAAGACAUUGGCCUCGAUGCAGACUGGCAGGAGAUAGGGGGACAGAGCUUUGCUGGGGGCAGCGAAUCUGCGUGGUCUUCAUUGGUCAAUGUUGACCCCGCGGACUUCGCGGAAACCCGCGAUUUCGAAGUGGACAACGAACUGAGCGGUCAGUCGCUGGCACUGGCAGGUGAUUGGCAGGCAGGAGAUUGGGUGGAGCGACAAGCACUGGAGGGCGAGGGGUUGGAUGAGGAGAGGGCGGAGAGUUCGUCUUGGAUCGAGGAUACCUUCGGGCCCUGGCUGCCCUCCGUCAUUGAGAAGGCGAUUGGUCUAAACCCCGGUUCUGAAGGCACGAAGCCGGGCGACAAGCCGCCGUCAAGCAAGCCUGGUAACUCCCCUCGGGAGGCGCCUUCGCCAGUGCCCCCAGAACAAACAGCUGUCGGGAGUGUCGCCCUGGAGGAGGCUCUGCCUUCCCUGGCCGAAAAGGCCGUUGGUCUGAACCCCGGUUCUGAAGGCACGAAGCCGGGCGACAAGCCACCCCUAAGCCAGGUGCCUUCAAGCAAGCCGAACGAGCCCAGUAGCCCUACUCCGGCGGCGCCUUCGCCAGUGCCUCAGGGACAGACGGCCGCCGUCGCUAGUGCCGAUCUCCAGGACUUGCCGUCUAUCGAAGAAGGCGACCAGGUCGUGAGCGGCAUGGGGCCCGGUUUGGACUUGCUCGAUCGCGUGGCGGAAGAAAUCCUGCUGCCCAUUGCCGAGGUCAUUGCGGGUCCGGUCUCGACCACAACGACCACGCCCGCGCCUCCGGCAGCCGCUUACUUACCGGUCGGGGCCGCUAACUUACCGCUGGACUUGGUCGAGGAGGUCGCCGAAGACGUGCUAUUGCCGGUUGUGGAGGAGAUGGGGGAAUCGGCGUUGGACCGGUACCUCAAGAACGGCUCAACGACCACGACUGCUGCCCCCGCUGCGGCGGCGGCUAACUUACUGACCGCAGACGCUAACUUACCGGCCGGGGCCGCUAACUUACCGCUGGACUUGGUCGAGGAGAUCGCCGAAGACGUGCUAUUGCCGAUUGUGGAGGAGAUCGGGGAAUCGGCGUUGGACCGGUACCUCAAGAGCGACUCAACGACCACGACUGCCGCGCCCGCUGCAGCCGCGCUAGGAGUAGGCGACUUGCUGAAGGGAAUUGAGAAGGGCGUGGAGCGGUCAAUAAGGACCGUGCGGCAGCCGAUGACGAUCCCGCGCGGAAGUUCGGACGAUGAGGUAACGACCACAACCACCGCGCCACCGGAGGCCGCAGCUGCCGAUGCAGAGGACCCGUCGUCUUUGCCAGGGGGGCGAGUGGAUGACUUGGGGAGAGUGGAGGCCAACGGGAGAGUGGAGGCCAACGGGAGAGUGGAGGCCAACGGGAGAGUUGAGGCCAACGGGAAAGCGGGCGAAUCCCAUUCCGGGGGUUUCCUGGAAGAUCCGCGAGCGAUGACUUUGGCGUACGGAGGUCUCUUUGCGUUGAGUGUUUUGGGUGCCGGUCUUUGGACCACAUACGUGCGUCGCUACCAAGAGGCAGUGGCGGCCGACAUUAGGGAGAGCGACUUAGUGGUUCGUGAUUAG